AUGUUGAAAGACUCACAUGUUCCUGUGUUUCUCUGCUCCUCUCUUUCCCUCUCGGUCUCCUCUACAGGAACACUUGUGGUCAAUGCGGCUCACAGAUCCUGUCAAGCAGAAGUGGACCAGAACCUCACCCUGGAGUGGGCCUUCACACUCAUACCUGACAGCUCUCUGCAGACUCUGAACAUUGUCUGUAGUAUGUUCAACAAUCAGAAAUACUCAGUCCUGUUCCAUCUCCAUAAAGGAGCGGAGGUCCCACAGAAGAAGAGAGACUUUGAAGGACGAGUCCGGUGUGACAAAGAGGACCUCAGAGAGGGACGGAUCAGACUUGAUGUGUCCUCACUCAGGACUGAAGACUCAGGCUGGUAUCAGUGUGAUGUCCUCACUGAGCACGAGAAGAGCUGGGACAGAUUUUAUCUCAGUGUGACUGGUGAGUUGAUUUAUUUCUCAGCAGAACUUUAA
Xyrichtys novacula (pearly razorfish) is the source of this 456-nucleotide messenger RNA. NCBI's taxonomy places the organism in Eukaryota, Metazoa, Chordata, Actinopteri, Labriformes, Labridae. The record is from the annotation of a GenBank genome assembly.